AUGGCUUAUUUGCAUCAGUUCUUGCUUGCCAAUUGCGGUAACAAUGGCAAAGCCAUACUCAGUCAGCGCUUCAGCCUUAAUUUCAUCACACACCAAAAGAUUGGCAACUCAACACUGCUUGUUCUUACUGCAAGAGAUAUUCAAAUGCAAAACACAGUAACUGCACCAUCAUCAUCAGCAAGAAGAACAAACCAAAAUAUGAUCAAGAGCACCAUUGUUGAAGACUUUCACAAAAACAUUGGUAGUACCAGCAUGAGCGAUGUUGAAAUGGUACAAUGCACAUUAUCAUCACUUGUCAUUGCAAAGAACCCGAGCAGUCCCAAUUUCAACCGGAUAUACUUCACGCACACCAAAAAUCGAUUUCCAAUAACACUUUUUACGUCUAAGCAAAUUUCGAUAUCAAUGUUAAUGUCUGAGCACCGGAAAUACUACCACCGUGUCAAUGUUCAUGAUGCAGGUUUACCCAGUCCCAGGAUACCUCUCAAUGCAAGAUCCACCAAUCCCCUUUGGCUCGAUAUUACCAUGAUGCCCUACAUGGCCAAACCAGAGGAGUUUGUGACUGUGCAUGAGGGCAGUUUAGAGUUAGAGGAGGCUGCAAACACUAUGGCAGACGAGUGCUUUUUAUACUCUUAUCAAGGAAUAUUCUAUAAUAUGCCUUCACGGCAUGAUCUAGAACCCCCUUUUUGUUGCAUUACUCAGGGCCGCUACAUCGGAGUUUUUCCAUCAUACAUCUGGGAUAGCGUGAGAUUUGAACUCUGGACACCAGGCAAUCGUGUUGCUACGUACUUUACCAUUCAGUCACUUGUCCUGGGAGAACAGAAAGUUCAUCGUGCCAUCUGA
This is a messenger RNA of Suillus paluster, 840 nucleotides long. RefSeq lists its product as uncharacterized. Bases 1 to 840 code for a protein of 279 amino acids. NCBI's taxonomy places the organism in Eukaryota, Fungi, Basidiomycota, Agaricomycetes, Boletales, Suillaceae. The record is from RefSeq and is a predicted model, not a curated record. The transcript is spliced from 10 exons.